GUCCAGCAGCAGCAGCGGCGGCGGCUGAGCGGAGCGGAGCGGAGCGCAGGUCUGAGCGCUCGGGAGGGUUCACCGUGACCCCGAGCUGCGUUUGCAGGGAGGAGAAGAGCCAGAUAAACGGGACACGGACCACGUCAUUUAUCCCCAAACACAGACAGACAACGCUUUUCUUCCCCCCUCCGGCGCGGCAGACAGACAGCAACAGUUGUCACGAUGUGUGAGCGGAGAUGAGGCGGAGUGAAGGAGUGAAGAUCCGGGCUGGGCAGGACGGGAUGAGACAGCCGUCCUAGUCAGCCGCAGCCGCGCAUCUGUAUCUGUGCUGCGGGGAUUUGUCCGUCGUUGAAGCUCCGUGUUGGUCGGGGUUUGUGUCUGAUAUGUGAAUGCAGACGGCAGGGUUUGUGUGUGAUAUGUGAAUCCAGACGGCAGGGCUGCUCAUGUUCCGCGCAGCAGGGAAACGCGCUGUUGCGUCUGCGGAGAGUCUCAGCUGACGCGCCUGAGCUGAUCCAGCAGCAGCCGGGCCGAGGCACCGAGCAGCAGGAACCCCCUCCCCGUUUCCCACCCACAAACCCCCGCCACCAUCUCUCUCCCCCCUCGGUUUGCAUGGGGGGGAAGCAGAGCACGGCGGGGCGGCCCCGGGGAGCGUUCCCCGGCGUGUCCUCGGAUGACAGCGCGGUGCCACCGUCGGCCCACUUCGGCCACUACCGGCCGGGCGGCGCCAUGGGCGCCAUGGGCCUGCGGAGCCGCUCCGUGAGCUCCGUGGCCGGCAUGGGCAUCGACCACGGCUCCUCCGUGCCCUUCGGCUUCUACACCCCCAGGGGGGGGACGGACUCGGAGCGGGCCGGGGGAGGGGGCUCCGGGGGGACCACCGCGGCCCCCCACGGGCCCGCCGGGGGCGGGGGGGGACACCACGGGGACGGGCUGCUGUAUCUGGGGUCCCGGGGGUCGCUGGCUGACUCCCUCCCCCUGCACAUCACACCCCGCUGGUUCAGCGCGCACAGCGGAUUCAAGUGUCCUGUCUGCUCCAAGUCUGUGGCGUCCAAUGAGAUGGAGGUUCACUUCAUCAUGUGUCUAAGCAAGCCUCGCCUCUCUUACAAUGAUGAUGUUUUGGCGAGGGAUGCCGGUGAGUGUGUGAUCUGUCUAGAGGAACUGCAGCAAGGGGACACCAUAGCCAGACUGCCGUGCCUCUGCAUCUACCACAAAAGCUGUAUAGACUCAUGGUUUGAGAUCAAUCGUUCCUGCCCUGAACACCCCUCUGACUGACUGACCAUCUGGCCCACUCUGAAUAUUGUUCAAGGACAUGUGGUGGCCCUGCCAUGGAUGUCUGGACGCAGAAGCAACCAAAUCAGAUGGAACAAUCAAAGUGAUCGUCACGCACUUUUCCUGACAGAAUCCAUCUCUCAAGAUACCCAGUCCUUGUGAAAUUAACCAAAAAAGUGUGACUGUCAAACCAUCAUACAUGAAAAGGACCUGUAUGGAGCUCUCCAUUUUACAUCUGCUGGUGAUAUUGCUUACAACCCAAACCCUCUCCUCCCUCCCCUCAGACCUCAUCAGGCCACUCGAGUCCCUCAAAGGCUUUCAUCUGCUGCCCAAAUAGACUCAACCACAGCUAGUUCCCCCCUCAGACUUGCUCAGGUCUUAGCAGGCCCCACAUUUCGAUUCUGGGUCCAGGCCUGACCGUCCCUUGUGUCCAGGCUUUCCAUGGCCUUAACUGGGGAGAGGAGAGGAAGGGAACCCGGCGAGGAAGGAGAGCAAGAGGGAAAAAAAACGGUAAAAGGAGGUACAGAAGCUAACCAAGAGAGACUUGUACACUAUUCAGUGGGCCUCGUAUCUCACACAACAGGACUCUGCCGAGGUGAUGAUCUCUCAUAACAGACUGGCUCCGAGCGCGCGCCUGUCUUUUAGUUCUUGCCUCAAUUGUGCACACCUCCUCACCAGUUUGACUAAGAAUAAUCAAAUUUUAAAAAGUACCCACAAUGCUUUUUAGAUCUGGCUUGUGUGUGCCUGGGCAAAAAUAGAGGUGUUCAUCAAACUGGGGGUGUCCGCUUGUCUUGUAAGGGUGGUCUGGUUUUGGGGGAAUCUGAAGAUGGACUGGGGUGUAGCAUAGAGGAGCUGUCUGAGCAUGCUCAGCCCUGACUGUGGGAGGAGGGGGGUGGGGGGUAAUGUAGUUUACGCUCUUACCGUGUAAUGUGUGUGUUUGGGAUCCACCAGUGUCAGGAUUUACCUGGUAUGUCCACUGUGUGGGUGUUGUGAGUGCUUGGAUUGAUGACAACAUAGCUUUUUUGCAGAAGCCUUUUGUGUGUGUGUGUGUGUGUGUGUGUGUGUGUGUGUGUGUGUGUGUGUGUGUGUGUGUGUGUGUGUGUGUGUGUGUGUGUGUGUGUGUGUGUGUGUGUGUGUGUGUGUGUGUGUGUGUGUGUGUGUGUGUGUGUGUGUGUGUGUGUGUGUGUGUGUGUGUGUGUGUUUGAACGUCAAAGGUCAUUGUAGAAGGCCAACUGGGACAGUUCUGUAUGUGUGUGUGUCUGUAUUUUGAAAUGUUUACAGUCUAGAUGUCCAUGUUCAGUGUGUGCGUGAGAGAGAUAGAGAGACAGAGAGAAAGAGAGAGAGAGAGACUGGCAGUCCUCCCUUUACUUUGCUGAUGUUUACAGCUACAGAGAAGCAACAUGACAUAUUGUAAAUUUCACAUCAGUUUUUUCUCUAUCAGAUCUGCCAGAUUUUUCAUGUGAUCAUGACUAGUCAUUUCUUCAAGAGAGCCUCAAGUGUGAGAAUGAGUGUGACUGUGUGUCUUUGUUCAUAUGACUGUUUGCAUGGAGAGAUUACUGAAUGGGCCUCCUGGGCACAAGCCCAAGGGCCCAAAAAGUCAGCAGGCCCCUUGUUCAGAAGCCACUGUCUGGAGUGACUUCUACAAAGUGGCACAAAUUGGACACAAAGUAGCACAAAUGUGGCCUCAAAGAGAAUGAAAAUGAUCCAAAUUUAGCUCCAAGACACUCAACAUGAGUAUAGCAAAUUCAAUUAUCACAACUAAAAUUAGACCCCAGGCAACUACAAAUAGAUUAAAAACAGUUGCAAAAUGACGACAAAAUUAUGUUGUUUUUGGUUUAAACAAUGUCACCAAAAACAACAGAGUGGCUCAAACGAGCCAUAGAAAGGUUAGCUUGUGGCUAACUUAGCUAUGCUUCAAUCAUUGUCUAAACCACCACAUUUCUGGUUUAACCGGCAGCUGUACCAGAAGCUGGAGAGACGUAAAAAUCUCCUUUUAAGUGAGGUAACAUUUAAGUACCUCACUCAACUUAUGCCUCGGAUAUGUCUGUGUAGUGAUCAAAAAAGGUUUUCCUUUUUUUUUUUAAAUCUACAGUUUUUUUUAAGUCAAAAUUGAUAAACUUGUUUUUUCCUUUAAAUGUUUCCCUUUUGCUGCACUUUUUCCCCCCUCAAGUGGUCAAUGUUUGCCUUUGCACGAGCCCCAGCAAGCCACAGCUAGCUGGGUUUGUUUUGGGUUUGUUUUGCUAGCUCUACUUGAGUUUAAACCUUAAGCUCCCAAGUCUAGUCUGCUUAAAGCGUAACAGGUGAAUGCGCCUUCACAGGUCGCGUGAAAAAUUCAGUCCAGCCAAAAAUUGACCCCCAAACAGAAUCUUAUCUAAGGCCCCCAAAAAGCUAGCGGGCUAUUCACCCUUGCUCUUACAGUAACUGAUUAACCUGCGAGAGACUACUAUUGUCAGACCAUCCACCUUCCAUCUCAUAGCUGCCAUCUCCACAGACAGAUACACAAGAAAGCAGCACAGUUUACCUCGACAGUGAACACAUCAAUUUAAGCGCUAAUUAUUGUAACCAGACUCAGUCAUUCAGGAAGAAGAGACACUCAAUCACAUUAGCAUAUCUGUUUUAGAUGGGACUCAAGUAGAGAAACCUGGAUUUUUGACCCAUUGUGUAACUCGACAUUGACACAUAAUAUCCGACAGUGAUUUAUUUAUUUAUGUUUUCAUGACUAGAAUUAUGGGGGGAAAAGCUUAAAUGUGCAGACGAGCCACAACAAAAUUGGAAUCCAUGAUUUGAAAGCAAACUUCAGAGUUGUGACGUACACUUCAGCUUUUUUGGAUUUAGCGGUUGGAGUCUAAACAGCUUACAUGAAAUUGUAUUUAUUUUUAUUUAUAAUUCACAAAAAUGCAGAGGAGACAUUUAGUGAUUGAUAUGAUAUUUUUUAGGACACAACAUAUGAGAUCAAGCUAACCUUAAGCUGCAGAUUAAACCAGAGGUCACUGGACUAUCUCAGAUUAAACUCUUAAUCUCAGCUAAACACAGUAAACUCAGAACAAAGACAAUGUAAAUAUAGCUGCAAUAUAACUCAUACCUGUGCCAAGGAGAGUCAAAAGGAUUGAAAACAGCUGGAGAUCAUCCACAACGGCUACAACCAACUACAAAUGAUUUUGAACUGUUGCAAAGAAAUUUAAAAUAACUAAUAUGGAAACCACGGUGGAAUGGCAUGAAAUGACUUUAAGCAACUAAAAAAAGAUUUCUUUAAAGUACAAACUUGAAAAUGAGUCAAAACAAUGUCAGUCUCAAACUUCAAUAUGUCAAAGCUUCAAGGAAAUACACUAAAAGCUAACUCACAACAAGUCAGGAUAACUGUAGAAUGACUAAAAACACGUAAAAAGAAUUUUGAAAGAAAUUGCAUCAACUAACACUGAAUCAAUAUGAUAGAAGACAGUUUCAAGAAAUUUUAAAACAAGCUGAAGCAGGGUAGCCUAUAAAAAACAAUCAGUGAGCUGAAGCCAUCUGGAUUGAAUAGCGCAAAAAAUAGCGCAGACUUGAUGCAAAAUUAUUUCAAAUGAACACAAUUUGGUGCAGACUGGCUCAAAAAGACUACCAGGGGGAAUAACCACCAAAUAUCUCGAAACACACUCGUGUUGUUCCUUGUAGCCUUGUGUCUCUUUCACUCCAGCUGUCUUGGCCUUUUGUCUGGGGGUCUGGGGGGGCUUUUUCCUGGUUUGUGCCUAAGAGGCCGGCUGCUCAGAAUCCAUCCAUGUCUGUUUGUGCAUGUGUGUCUGCAAUUCAACAGGCACCUCUUGGUCUGUGCUACUGUUGGUUCCCCACAUUGUGUUUCUGCUAGAACAGGUCUGACUGUCGGCGACUAGGGAUGCGAGCCACUCAGACCCUCUGAAGCAGGGGUCUUCAACCCCGGUCCUCGGGGCCCACCAUCCUGCAAGUUUUAGGUGUUGCCUUGCAUCAUCUAACCUGAUUCUAAUUAAUGCUCAUCAUCAGCUUGUCAUCAAGGCCUGCACAAGUCUCUUAAUGACAGUCAUUUGUAUCCGGGUGUGUUGAAGCAGGGAAACCUCUCAAACCUGUGGGGUAGCGGGCCCUGAGGACCGGGGUUGAAGACCACUGCUCUAAAGGACUCUAUAGUUCCACUGUGGAGCCACUCAACUGGGCUUAUUUAUUCAUUUGCUCAUAUUUAACAAUAUUUGUUUAAUAUUCCAAUCAUGUGAGGUGUAACUCACUCUUCAGAAUGCCAAGAGAUGACGUGUGAAGACUACUACGAAUCGACAUACAAACAAACUGCAUUUACAAAGCUACUGUAAACAAAUGGUGGAAUAAAUUGUGCUAGAUGAAAGACUA
Cololabis saira (Pacific saury) is the source of this 5604-nucleotide messenger RNA. RefSeq names its product zinc and ring finger 1 (gene znrf1). NCBI's taxonomy places the organism in Eukaryota, Metazoa, Chordata, Actinopteri, Beloniformes, Belonidae. The record is from RefSeq and is a predicted model, not a curated record. The coding region runs from base 601 to 1260 and encodes 219 amino acids. The transcript has 5 exons.